This is a messenger RNA of Cooperia oncophora, 396 nucleotides long. The record is from the annotation of a GenBank genome assembly. Lineage: Eukaryota; Metazoa; Nematoda; Chromadorea; Rhabditida; Trichostrongylidae.
AUGUUUUCAUCCGGGCGCAAGUACACUGGUUCCGCUUCAGAUGGUCUGGCUCGAGCGUCUUCUGCACUGAUGAACGAACUGCGAAAUGCCGUUUUUGCAAAGGUUGCGCACCAUUCAGUUCGAAGCAUCGCAAGGAACAUAUUUCUUCAUCUCCACUCCCUCGAUCUUUCAUUCCACCUUAAUCGACAAACUGGAGCACUUUCGAAGGCCAUAGAUCGUGGUACGAGAGGAAUGAGCUUUGUUCUCUCCUCUUUGGUGUUUAACAUUGUUCCUACUGCUGUUGAGAUCGGAAUGGUGUCUGCAAUUUUCUGUGGCACACUGGGAUCCGAGUUUGCCUAUAUGACUAUGGGUAGUAUCGGAAUGUACACCAUUGCAACACUGGGAAUUACUCGGUAA